UGUCCUCAGAGUUCCACAGUUCUGUGUACAGACAGGAUGUAAGAAAAGAACUAGGGGCUCCAGGCAGAGAUCUGCAAGCUACAGGCAAAGAGGGAAGCAGGCUUCUGUGAACAACACAGGCCCAGGCUGAGGGUCGGAGGAGGCCAAGGCCUGGGUUCCUAGGUUGCCCAGUCAGGAUGGGGAUGCCCCAGCCCUGGGUCCUCAGCCUCUUGUUGGUCCUCCUGCCUCGGACCUGGGGUGCAGAGACCCGUCCCCCACUGAUGUACCACCUCACAGCUGUGUCCAACCCAUCCAAGGGGAGUCCCUCCUUUUGGGCCACAGGCUGGCUGGGUCCUCAGCAGUACCUGAGCUACAACAGCCUGCGGCAGGAGGCUCAACCCUGCGGGGCCUGGAUGUGGGAAAACCAAGUGUCCUGGUAUUGGGAAAAGGAGACUGUGGACCUGAAAAGCAAACAAGAGCUCUUCUUGAAGGCCCUGGGAGCCCUGGAAACCCAUAUUGGGCAGGAAGGGAACUUCACACUGCAGGGCCUGCUGGGCUGUGAACUGGCCCCCAACAAUUCCUCAUUGCCCACGGCUGUGUUCGCCCUCAAUGGCGAGGACUUUAUGCAGUUCAACCCAAGCAUUGGCAACUGGAGUGGGGAGUGGCCUGAGACGGAGAUUGUUGGUGAUCUGUGGAUGAAGCAGCCUGAGGCAGCCAGGAAGGAGAGUGAGUUCCUGCUGACCUCCUGCCCUGAGCGGCUGCUAGGCCACCUGGAGAGGGGUCUCCAGUACCUGGAGUGGAAGGAGCCACCCUCCAUGCGCCUGAAGGCCCGUCCUAGCAACUCUGGCUCCUCCAUACUGACCUGUGCUGCUUUCUCCUUCUACCCUCCUGAGCUGAAGCUACGAUUCCUUCGUAGUGGGCUGGCCGCAGGCUCUGGGAACAGCAGCAUCGGUCCCAAUGGUGACGGCUCUUUCUACGCCUCAUCAUUGCUGGAGGUCAAAAGAGGAGACGAACACCAUUACCAAUGUCAGGUGGAACACAAGGGGCUGGCACAGCCUCUCACUGUGGACCUAGAUGUACCAGCCAGAUCUUCUGUGCCUGUGAUCGGAAUCGUUCUUGGUUUCUUGGUGGUCAUAGUGGCUGCUGCAGGGGGUGUACUGCUGUGGAACAGGAUGCGCAGCGGGCUGCCAGCCCCAUGGCUUUCCCUCAGCGGUGAUGACUCAGGUGACCUGCUGCCCGGUGGCAACUUGCCCCCUGAGGCCGACCCUCAUGGUGCAAAUACCUUUCCAGCCACUUCCUGAUGUCAACUCAGACCUCCAAUACACAUUGCAGCAUUUGGUGCUGUGUGACCUCCUGAACUCCUGGCAUCUCUGAGCCUUCUGAGGGAGACCUGGGCCAGAUGUUCUCCUUGUGGACUCCUCCUUUUGUGGCCUGCCUCAGUUUCCCUUCUUAAUGUACAUGGCUGUUUUCCAUCUCCACAAAAUAAAGUUGGGUCCAAAUCUG
Cricetulus griseus (Chinese hamster) is the source of this 1482-nucleotide messenger RNA. The record is from RefSeq and is a predicted model, not a curated record. NCBI's taxonomy places the organism in Eukaryota, Metazoa, Chordata, Mammalia, Rodentia, Cricetidae.